Messenger RNA from Phlebotomus papatasi, 3051 nucleotides. Its product is annotated as WSCD family member AGAP003962. The coding region runs from base 528 to 1538 and encodes 336 amino acids. The record is from RefSeq and is a predicted model, not a curated record. NCBI's taxonomy places the organism in Eukaryota, Metazoa, Arthropoda, Insecta, Diptera, Psychodidae. The transcript has 6 exons.
GGGUGGCAACGACGUCCAACUUCGUGACAACUCAUUAGAAAUCCCGACGUCUCUCCAGCACCAAAACGCAAAAAUUCCUUCCCAAGUUCUUCCACAAUUUGCUCUAGAUACACUAUUUCUCUUAAGAAAAAUUUAAUGUGUUUAGGAAAUCACGCGAUAAAAGUUCUUUUCCCCAUUCUUAUUGCCCAAUAGUCCAGUGAUUAUCGCACGAGUGGUAACAUAAGUUUCUCUUUUAAGGUGCUAAUUCUUAUCAGAUCCCUCUUGGUUUCUUGCCCCAAAAUAAUGUGCUACAGAGUCUUGAGUUACUCAGUCAAGUGUAGAUGAAUCUCCAAUAAUAAAAGUUCAGGAGGAGAUUUCCCGAUAAAAAAACGUGAAGUGAAAAUGAGUGAAAAUUCUGGGAAAAUAGAUCAAUGGCCGCUGUUUGCAGUGCGAAAAACCGUGAGGUGAGGUGAGGCUUCAUCAAUCCUGGCAGAAUGUUUGCAGAGAGUAAGUUACCUGUGCUCAGUUGGAUGUGAAAAUGCCUGGAAAUGGCAUUGAGAGGCUGGCGACUAUUUGGUGUGGUGGGAACAAUUGUGGCUUAUGUGGUUGGUAUCCUUCUGCUAUCGAUCCUCAGUAUUCAGAAUCACAAUCCUCAGCGCUAUUCCUCAGCCCGUGGGAUCGAGAGACAACUCAGUACACCUCAUGGGAGAGAACUGAGUGCACUAGGACGUCGUCAACCAAUUCGAUGGUGUCGUGAACUGAGAUAUCUGGACGGACGUCUUCCUCCUCCAAUUGCACGUCCACCCAGAAUUCUCCACACAUUUCCCGGACAUCCUGCCUUAGUUGUGACAACAAAACCACCACCAGAACCUCUCCCUGACGUUAAAUCAAUUUUCGAGAUGCACAAUUCAAAGAUUGUCGCUCUGGCUUCUUUUCCAGGCAGCGGAAACACCUGGCUCAGAUACCUUCUUCAGCAAGCAACAGGAAUUCUCACAGGAAGUGUUUACAAGGAUUAUGGUUUGAUGAAAUCAGGCUUCCCUGCGGAAAAUGUUAAAAAUUCUUCCGUUCUUGUUAUAAAAACCCACGAACGUGGCCCUAAAGUCUGGAGUAGCUUCAAUCGAGCCAUUUUACUCGUUAGGGAUCCUCUGAGGGCUAUCCUGGCGGAAUUUAAUCGUCAAAGUGGAGGCCACGUGGGAUUUGCCUCUCCAGAUCGAUACAAACGCACGAAAGGCCGAUAUUGGGAACAAUUUGUCCAGAAGCAAUUGACUGCUUGGGAGUUGAUGAACGUUGGUUGGGCUAAGAAUUUCACAGGGCCUCUUAAAGUUGUCUUCUACGAUGAUCUCGUGGGAGAUGUCGAGGGAACUCUUCGGGAUGUUCUACAUUUUCUCAACUGGCCAAUUGAUGAGAACUUAUUCUCAUGCGCUAUGUCACGAAAAGAAGGGAUCUAUCAGAGAAAGAAACGUUUGAUGUCCUUCGAUCCUUUCACGCCGCAAAUGAAGCUUGAACUUGAGGAGAAGCGACAGGAAGUCUUUUCAAUUCUAGGACGAAAUGAGAACUAGAAUUAAUUCGGCAAAAAGAAAAAUCAAAUGUGGUACUCAGAACUGACCAGUGAUUGUAAGACAUUACACUACAUGGAAUAUUUUUACGUAGCUAGUAAAAUUAGCAAUGUUUCAUUUUAGUAAAUAAGAAAUAUAGAAAUGGAGAUAAGAUUGAAAAUAUUGUUGAAAAAAAAGAAGGUGUAGUUGUAGGGCCUAAAAAACACAAUUUACGAUGACGAAGACAUCGAUGUCUUUUGCACCAAAAAUUAAUGUAUUCUUAGAAUAAAAAAAAAUAUUAUAAAAAAAAACUUUGUAUAGAGAAAAGGUAAUUGUAAUGGAGAUAAUGGCACAUUUGUACUCUAAGAUUUUGUAAGGUAAUUGAUAGAAAAAGUAUUUAUUGGCAUAUAGAACGCACAUAGAAUACUCACUAAAAAAAAAACAAUCUGUUAGAUACAAAUAGAACAGGAUGUUUUAAGGAAAAAAAUAAUGUAAAUGAUUAUUCAGCAAUGCUACACAGAGUAUCUUUUGAUGUUACAAAAUAAGAAAUCAGUGUGAUGGGAAAUAAUCAGCUCAUUGUGUUCUAAGGCAUCGCUCAAAAUCGCAAAUCAAAUGUGAAGACAAUUUAUUAUUUAUCAUUUUUCUUAAAAAAAAUGCGCUCUAUUUUUUUAAUUUAAUGAUGUUCAGUGUCUAAUAAGUAGCUGUUGUAGAUUUUAGUAAAUUUAUUUCAGCUGCAGAAUCAUUCACAUUGUGCAUUAUCAUUAUGUACAUAAUAUUUGUAGGAUUAUUUAAUUGCUUAUGGCUUUUUCUAAACGAAACUUUAUGUUCAACGACUCUUCUGCCUUAAAAAAUAUCUGGCCAAAAUCAUCUUCUCUUUUUAUUUGAUAAGAAGUAACUUUGAAAUGUGAGGUUAUGUUAACUGUCGAGCUCUUCCGGCAUUCGUUAGAGUUUAUUUCUUUUACAAAGUAAAACCAAAGGUAAUUUGGCGAGAAAGCUUAUUUUUUUACAAUAGAGUUCUGUAAAUACGAACGAUGAUGAGUUUGGUUAAAAUAGAUUAACCUCAAAAUGUAGAUUUUGAGGUUAUGUGAAGAAUAUUUCUUCUUGAGUCGGAAUUAGAAGCAGUCUAUUUGUUUAGAAAAAAAGUCAAAAAGUCUGCAACCGAAAACACAGAGAAACAUUAAAUGCCAAUAUGAAUUUUCAAAUACUUUUAUAAAAUAUUAUUCUGUAAAAUUUUUAAAUUUACGUAUCUCAGUAAAAAUAAAAUUUUUUUAAUUGAACUCCCUUAAUUAAAAUAUAACCGAGUAUCUUCUUCUUCGAUACAAAUUACUAUGAUCUUGUCUAAUAAAAUCAAUGAUGUUGUUUAUACUAAUAUUUCUAACGAUUUAUCGUAGCAAAAAGUUCUUUUUGCAACGAUUUUUGAUUUUAUUCUUUCGUUUUGAUUGUCAUUCUUGAAAAUAUCACACAGUACAAAAUUAUUUGCCGUUUUCCUAUGGUUUGUAAUGAAAAUUUAAAUAAAUGUGUAAUUUUUGUGUAUUGG